GGACCAUGAGAACCCCCCAGGCUAGACCAUGGUCAGCUUUGAGUGUACCUUCUCUCUCUCUGGUUCUAGGGCUAUGAAGACUGGCUUCGCCACAAGGCCGACAACGCCAUGAACCAGUGUCCCGUGCACUUUAUCCAGCAUGGAAAGCUGGUCCGCAAGCAGAGUCGGAAGCUGAGGGUUGGGGACAUUGUCAUGGUGAAGGAAGAUGAGACCUUUCCCUGUGACCUGAUCUUUCUCUCCAGCAACCGGGCAGAUGGGACAUGCCAUGUCACUACAGCCAGCUUAGAUGGAGAGUCGAGCCAUAAAACUCACUACGCGGUGCAGGAUACCAAGGGCUUCCACACAGAGGCGGAUGUUGACAGCUUGCACGCCACAAUCGAGUGUGAACAGCCACAGCCUGACCUCUACAAGUUUGUGGGGCGCAUCAAUGUUUACAGCGACCUGAACGACCCUGUAGUGAGGCCUUUGGGGUCAGAAAACCUGCUUCUCAGAGGAGCCACACUCAAAAACACAGAGAAGAUCUUUGGUGUGGCUAUCUACACAGGCAUGGAGACCAAGAUGGCCCUGAACUAUCAGUCCAAGUCCCAAAAGAGAUCUGCUGUGGAAAAGUCAAUGAACACAUUCCUGAUCGUGUACCUCUGCAUCCUGGUGAGCAAGGCCCUGAUCAACACNGUGCUGAAGUACGUGUGGCAGAGUGAGCCCUUCCGAGAUGAGCCAUGGUACAACGAGAAGACUGAAUCUGAGCGCCAGAGGAAUUUGUUCCUCAGGGCCUUCACCGACUUCCUGGCCUUCAUGGUCCUCUUCAAUUACAUCAUCCCCGUAUCCAUGUACGUCACCGUGGAGAUGCAGAAGUUCCUCGGCUCCUACUUCAUCACCUGGGAUGAGGACAUGUUUGAUGAGGAAAUGGGGGAAGGGCCUCUGGUCAACACGUCUGAUCUAAAUGAGGAGUUGGGACAGGUGGAAUACAUCUUCACUGACAAGACGGGCACCCUUACAGAGAACAACAUGGCCUUCAAGGAGUGCUGCAUUGAGGGCCAUGUCUACGUACCCCAUGUCAUCUGUAAUGGGCAGGUCCUUCCCGACUCUUCUGGCAUUGACAUGAUCGAUUCUUCCCCCGGAGUCUGUGAAAGGGAACGGGAGGAGCUGUUUUUCAGGGCUAUCUGCCUGUGCCACACUGUCCAAGUGAAAGAUGACCAUUGUGGGGAUGAUGUCGAUGGUCCCCAGAAAUCUCCAGAUGCAAAAUCCUGUGUGUACAUAUCGUCCUCGCCUGAUGAGGUUGCACUGGUCGAAGGCGUGCAGAGGCUUGGAUUCACGUACCUGAGGCUGAAGGACAAUUACAUGGAAAUACUGAACAGGGAGAACGACAUAGAGAGAUUUGAAUUGCUAGAAGUGCUGACCUUUGACUCUGUGCGGAGAAGAAUGAGCGUGAUUGUAAAGUCUACUACAGGAGAAAUUUAUCUGUUUUGCAAAGGAGCAGAUUCUUCAAUAUUUCCCCGAGUGAUAGAAGGCAAAGUAGACCAGGUCCGGUCUAGAGUGGAGCGCAAUGCCGUGGAAGGGCUGCGAACCCUGUGUGUUGCAUACAAGAGGCUUGAGCCAGAGCAGUACGAAGAUGCUUGCCGACUGCUACAGAGUGCCAAAGUGGCGCUUCAGGACCGGGAGAAGAAGCUGGCAGAAGCCUACGAGCAGAUAGAGAAAGACCUUGUUCUGCUUGGUGCUACGGCUGUUGAGGACAGGCUCCAGGAGAAAGCCGCUGACACAAUUGAGGCACUACAGAAGGCAGGUAUCAAGGUCUGGGUGCUCACCGGGGACAAGAUGGAGACAGCGUCCGCCACCUGCUAUGCCUGCAAGCUGUUCCGCAGGAGCACACAGCUGCUGGAGCUGACCACCAAGAAGCUAGAGGAGCAGAGCCUGCACGAUGUGCUCUUCGACCUGAGCAAGACAGUGCUGCGCUGCAGCGGGAGCCUGACCAGGGACUCCUUCUCGGGGCUCUCUACAGAUAUGCACGACUAUGGUUUAAUCAUUGAUGGAGCGGCACUGUCCUUGAUAAUGAAGCCGAGAGAGGACGGGAACUCCUCGGGCAACUACCGAGAGCUCUUCCUGGAGAUCUGCAGGAACUGCAGUGCUGUGCUGUGCUGCCGGAUGGCACCCUUGCAGAAGGCCCAGAUCGUUAAGUUAAUCAAAUUUUCAAAGGAGCAUCCUAUUACCUUAGCAAUUGGUGAUGGUGCAAAUGAUGUCAGUAUGAUCCUGGAGGCCCACGUGGGCAUAGGUGUCAUCGGGAAAGAGGGUCGCCAGGCUGCAAGGAACAGCGACUAUGCAAUACCCAAGUUUAAACACUUGAAGAAGAUGCUUCUUGUUCACGGGCAUUUUUAUUAUAUCAGGAUAUCUGAGCUUGUGCAAUACUUCUUUUAUAAGAAUGUCUGCUUCAUUUUCCCUCAGUUUUUGUACCAGUUCUUCUGCGGAUUUUCACAGCAGACUUUGUACGAUACUGCGUAUCUGACUCUCUACAACAUCAGCUUCACUUCCCUCCCGAUUCUACUGUACAGCCUCAUGGAGCAGCACGUGGGCAUUGACGUGCUCAAGAGAGACCCAACCCUUUACAGAGACAUUGCCAAGAACGCGCUGCUGCGCUGGCGGGUGUUCAUCUACUGGACGUUUCUCGGCGUUUUUGACGCUUUGGUAUUUUUCUUUGGUGCUUAUUUCAUAUUUGAGAACACAACCGUGACCAUCAACGGACAGAUGUUUGGGAACUGGACCUUCGGGACGCUCGUGUUCACUGUGAUGGUGCUCACUGUCACACUGAAGCUCGCACUGGACACGCACUACUGGACUUGGAUCAACCACUUUGUCAUCUGGGGGUCACUGCUCUUCUACAUUGCCUUCUCCCUGCUCUGGGGAGGGGUUAUCUGGCCGUUCCUCAGUUACCAGAGGAUGUACUAUGUGUUCAUAUCCAUGCUGUCCAGUGGGCCUGCCUGGCUGGGUAUCAUACUGCUUGUCACGGUCGGCCUCCUCCCUGACGUCCUCAAGAAGGUCCUGUGCAGGCAGCUGUGGCCCACGGCAACGGAGAGAACUCAGGCCAGGAACAAGUGCCUUUCUGUUGAGCAACCCACCGUCUUUAUGCUUUCCCAGACGGCCAGUAGUCUGAGUUUCUGACCAACAGAACAUACAACAUCAGGACAGCAUUUCAGAAUUCACCCCUCUGGCCUCUUUGCAGAGCUGGGGUGCUCAGGGCAGCAGACUCUUGGCUGCCCAGUGCAGCUCCCCUUCUGGGAGAGUUGUGUGCUCCAGGUGGGAGAGCGAAGAGUGUCCUGUGCUCCCACCUCACCCAGGCCUUUCUCACAAGGCGAGGUAUGGGUGCUGUAGGUCCAGCCUGGAGAUGCCCACUUGAUGGACAGACAGCCCCUUUGCCCCAGCCGCUGAGAGCUCUGUUCUUGGGUACCUGUGUGUGCCUGCACCUGUCCCACCCUUCAUUCUCAGGGAAGGAAGGGUGGGAUCACAGGUCGCCCACUCAGGCACAGCACACUGCAAUCUGGACCGUGCGUGGCCGGCGUCAUUGUCCCAGGCCUGGUGACCAUACAUCCAGUUGGGCUCUGAAAAAUGACAUUAAGCCUGGCCUCAUCUUAAGCUCUGUGGCUUGAAGCUGGCCUUGUCCCUGAGUAUCCACCCAGCUGCUGUCGUCACCUCUGCUGUCUCUUGAGAAGAAGAUCCUAUCCCUUUGUCUGCAGCUCGUGUGUAGCACAUGGCGCUCGGCUCAUACUGUAUCCCGAUGUUCCUGCCCGCGUGUUUCCUGUGUUAACCGCACACACUUACCCCGUCAGACACGGAGUGAUGUGUGUCUCCUGGACCUGUGGCCGCGCUGUGCUCAUGUUUGCUGUCCCCUCACAAAGCCAUCUUCCUAGAUCAUGUCUGAGUCAGUUUGCUGAGAUACUGACCCUACACGUCGGACUGUCCAUGUCAGCGUCCCAAUCCUGUUCCCAGCUGCCUGUGGAAGAUGACGUUUAUGUAUGCGAAUAAGUCACACUGUUAGCCAAGUCUCUCAGGAGUGUAGUGAUAGCCGCCACACUCUGGAAUGAUGUCAGCUAAACGUAUUGGAAAACAUUUGUUUCAGGGGUGCAGGGAAAGGGGGAGACUUGGGAGCCCAGGCAGGUGUUUUAUCUCACCCAGAGGUGAGUCCCAAUACCCACGCUGUCUGGGGCUACUGUGGAUUCAUCCGCUCUAGUCUGCUGCUCUGGCUGCCUCCUACUGGUGCCACACAGAUCCCAUCCAGGGCUUCACUUGGAAUGGACAGGCCAUCAGAAGGCCACUGGACUGUGAAUCUCCGCUGCUGCCCGCACUGGCAUUUCUGUUUUCAGCAACGCUCCCAACAGCACUGUAAUGGGCCUGACUCAAAGACGGUUUUUUAGUAUGAUGCAGCCUUUCAGAAAAAAACAGGCAGAGCCUGGGGGAAAGCCAGCCCCAACCCUGUGGAGUCGCAUAGUGGGCCUGGAGCCAUGGUGAGGGUCUCUGGCACUUGAGAGCCUGUAUCCUGGGAAGCACAAAUUUUAUAACAUGAUUACACAAGAUUUCCCUAUAAACCAUGUGCUUGAACUGGGGACCAGCCAACAGUAGGAGCACUUACUGCACCUGACAGUUGGGGGAGGUUGGGCAAACAUAAACACCACACCAAAGAUGGGGAGGGGGUGGCCUUGAGCUUGGAACAGACGGGAUGUCCAGCUCUGCUGAGGGCUGUCUGUGCCUCCACACACCCUCAUGCCCAUUCACCCACCUGUGUCGCCAUGUGUCAGAGGAUUGGAGCCCCAGUCCACACUGGCCCUUAAUUAGUAGUGUGUGCAUUUUUACAGCCCCUUUUUAAGAACCCAGACAGGUACAAAUAUAAUACCUGUGGGGAGGGGCAGAUUCUCUCUGUGUUUAGUUAACAGAUUAUUUGUAAUGUAUUUUUUUAGGGAUCUUAAAAUUACCUUUGCACUAAAGUAUUUUCAUAGCUGUUUCUAUAUCUUACUCAUUUGUUGAUGCACCUUCUGAUUUUUAAAUAUGUUUUUAAAGCUUUUACUUUUUAAGUUUAAGAAUUUUGGCCACUUAAAUGCUGGUGAGUGUUUCGGCUGAAUGUCUCAGUGUCUGGCAGCGACCUCUCUGAUUCUCCUCUGUGCCUCUCUCUUUCUUGAUGUUUCCAGAGACUGACCAGCUGAGACGUGCUGAGGGCACACCAUCUCCUCUGCUUGCUUUGUCACAGUCCUCUGUUGCUUCAUGGUUUCUAUUUUGAUUUUGUUUUUUAUUUCCAUCCUUCAGCCUUAAACACCUAAACAACAUCCUUCCUGCAGNGCCUUGAUUCUGCAGCCCUCGCCCCCACCCCUACCCAGUAGCUGAAGUUUACGUAGGAAUGUCCCAGACUGAAUGCACACUCCAAUGUCCUUUAAAAUUGUGCUUAGGAAAUUACCAAAUGAAGUUGCCUGAGAAUUUGAAGUAGACAAGGGCACAGGUGAAAUGCAGAGACAGAGACCAAACAUGCGUGCAGAAGGCCGUCCGACUCACCUNACAGUGGCUGCAUUUGCUUUCCUUAAAACAAGGAACUUCAACUCAAAUUAAGCAUCUUCUUUUCUUAAUUCAGUUGCACAAAUGAACAUCUGUGGCUUACUACAUUGGCCCAGAUUCAUGGCUCCACCACCUACAAAUAGUUCAUCUCCCGUAUGUUCCAGGAGCCCUGGCUGCAUAUGUGUUCUCUUACUUUCUGUUCCACACACACUCAUGCCAUGUACACAUGCGCGAGCACACACAAACACAUGUGCAUUCUUCAAGACCAUGUACCAGCCUGCUUUCUGACAGCCCUGUGCAGAGAUGUUGCCCUCUGGAACAUCAGGCUCCUUAUACACACACACGCGCACGCGCACGCGCACACGCACAGGCACACACACUCGGAAGGGCACUUGGGCUGUGUGAGUGCACGCUGUGCUGGACUGAGNUCUCCCCUCCCAGGGAAGCAUACCUCCCAGUCAGGACUUCCUCUUGCUCCCUCCAUCCAGCAGGCAGGACCCAGGCUAACCAAAGCUGCAUGCCCUCCAGGCGCCUGCCCCCUGCCACAUGCCAGCUAGGGAAACAAUGUUCCUCCAUCCCAGUGACCCAUUCCUGAGCACAAGCAGACCAAAGGCCCCACGCAGGGGGAUGGCACACCCAAAGCUGGAACAGGGUAACUUUUGAGUGUUCCUACUGAGCACAUUUCCCAGGAUCAGCGGCCAAAUGUCCCGAGUGUGGCGUCAUGGCCACCCAGGUCGCUGGGCAUCACCCAGGUGUCUGGUGUUCUGGAGGAAGCCCCAGCCUGGGUCUCUGAACCCCCAAGUUCAAGGCAUAUCUGCACUGACUGGUACUGGACUCACCCAUCCAUUUAUUUCAUCCUCAUGUAGUUUAUUGGCAAUGCCAUAGAACACUAGCCCCUUGCAUUCUGCAUUUCUUUUGGAAGUUACCCAUUCAUGACUACAAACAGGAAAGCGUCACUUGGUGAAUGCAAUCUUUUUGUUUUAAAACCUAGAAGACNGGUGAAUGGAAAGGGAAGAGGUUCUGAUACUGUGUCUGAGCAAAGCUUUAAUGAAGAUACGUAUGUUGGAAGUAUUAUGAAAGUGUGAUUCUAAUUUUGCAGAAAAAAAAAUGUCUAUCAAUUUAUAUAGCUUUAUUUUUUACCUUAUCAAGAGAUAGAGAAUUUUAAUAUGCAUAUAUUGUCCAACUUAGAAUCAUGUGUGUCGGCAUUACCACUUAAAAUGUCCAUCUACUAUGUCAUGUAUGAUUAAGAGAGAAUCAAAGAUGUAUCUAANAUGAAUGGUUAUCUGUAACUGUCACUGUCAUAAGAACUGGGAUUGAUUUUAAGUUAUCAAAUAUAGUAAGGACAUUAACCAUGUCAUUCUCCAACACUAAUGUCUGACUGGGAGCCCAGUAAACUGCUUUGAAAACUUGUAAAUUAAACCGGAUCAAACGUC
This is a messenger RNA of Mus caroli (Ryukyu mouse), 6959 nucleotides long. Lineage: Eukaryota; Metazoa; Chordata; Mammalia; Rodentia; Muridae. The record is from RefSeq and is a predicted model, not a curated record.